Nakaseomyces glabratus is the source of this 489-nucleotide messenger RNA. It is a transcript of the gene ALB1, whose product is annotated as Alb1p. The record is from RefSeq and is a predicted model, not a curated record. Lineage: Eukaryota; Fungi; Ascomycota; Saccharomycetes; Saccharomycetales; Saccharomycetaceae.
AUGCCAUCCAGAAACUCUAUCAACAGGCCUAAGCUUACGGUUAACUUGAACCGCAAAAACAGCUCGAUCAGCAAGAAGAGAGAUCAAAGAGAGAGAGCUGGUCUAUUGCAACCAGCUAGAUCAUCUGCUGACUCCAAGUCUGGUAAAGUGAAGUCUGUGCCACUGGACCUGUACUUUGAAGGCCAGAAGGACGAUCACGCCAGUGCGAAGGGUAUUACCAACAAGACUCUGUCCAAGAAGCGUGCCAAGAAGAUCGAGAGAAACAUCAAGUACGCCCAGCAGAGGAGACUUCUGACAGAUGCCACUGCGAAGUUGGAAGCCGACAUGGAGAUUGAUAUUGACCAAAAAAAGACUAAGGAUGCCAAGCCAAAGACCGCUCUGGAGCAAGUUAAGGAAGCCUUGUGGAACGCCGUCGAGGAUACUUCAAACAGUGGCCUAAUAAUCGAGAACGGUCAAGGUACCGUACUUGGUGGACCUUACUUCCCAUGA